Molecule: messenger RNA, 1774 nt
Organism: Canariomyces notabilis
Lineage: Eukaryota; Fungi; Ascomycota; Sordariomycetes; Sordariales; Chaetomiaceae
Exons: 4
Coding region: 64-1674 (536 amino acids)
Molecular function (GO): acyltransferase activity, transferring groups other than amino-acyl groups
Source: RefSeq, a predicted model, not a curated record
AAAAAAAAAAAAAAGAACAAAAUAGAAGCCAAAAAAGUGCUGAUCGAAACGUUUUUAUUUUUGAUGAGCUCCAUGGGCCUUCCUCUCAGUGAAACCCGCUCGAGGAAAAUGGACGCCACAAGCCGGCGAGGAGUCACAGUCGUACAAGACUCGCUUUCUCAACUUCCCAUUUCAAAACAGCUCAAGGAUGGGGACAUUAUCCUGCUCCUGACGCCCGGUGUUGCCCCGGAAGUGAGUCCGUUGAACUACGAUGUCACGAAGCCACCGAGCGACCCCUUUGAACCUCUAGGGAAGGCUCUAGCCAAGCGCCACCCAUGGGUUCGUCAUGUCCCAUAUCUUCCCCGCAACGGCAUCACAGGAACCCACGUUGUGCACAUCAGAUUAGCGUCUACCGUGAUCUUCGUUAUCUCCGGCCCUCCACGUCACGGCCAGCGCUCGCAGGUCUCUCUAGCCGAGAUUACUCGAUCCGUGUGCGAGCACCGGCCUCAGAUCAUCGUGACCUGCUGCAGCAUUCAAGAGCUGGGUCCAAUCGAGACGGCCUUCCCGACAAUCCUAGAGCUGCCUAGCUUUGCACCGUCUGAUAUGGAAGCUGCCGCGCAACUCAUGUUUUCCGAGCCGAGGAAACGAAGCACCACAGAGCCGAACCUGCACAAUCUCAUCCUGGCCCCCAAGGCGUGGCCUGUCGAACGUUGGGACGGGAAUCGCGACAUAUCGGCAACAUUCGACCUGUGGCGUCAGUGUCUCCCCGAGGCGUUCCACCUUGGCCGCUACCAACUUGAAUCGCUGCUUCGCCGCGACGGAUACGCCAUGCAUUACGUUGUUCGAGAACCAGGGACUUCCGAGCUUCUCGGCUUCUGUGCAACAUACACCACCUAUGCUGAUAGCGGAGGCGAGCGUUUGAUCGGUUCCGUGGGAGCGCUCCUCGUGCGUCCGUCUUACCGGCAGCGAGGGAUUGGCUUGAGCCUGCACGAUCAUGCUUUGCGCCAACUGACCAAGACUCGCGGCGUUUGCCGACUGCAGCUGGGAAGCACAUUUCCUCGACUUCUCUAUGGACUGCCGGCCGACACGCCCUGGGAAGAUUGGUUUCGGCGGCGUGGCUGGACGAUUGAGCCCCCGCCAGCAGCACCAGGCAGGGGACUGGAAGCUUGCGAUUGGUUUUUGAGGUUCAGGGAUUGGCCCGCGACCGGUCUGACACCAUCGGGCUUAAGCUUCCGGCCUUGCGAGUUCGCCGAAUUUGACAUGGUGCUGGAAUUUGUCGAACAUGAGUCGAAAAGAAAGGACAACGUAGGCUGGUACGAUCAGUAUGCCAAGCUCGCGAACACGAUGAACAUCAGAGACAUUAUCGUCGGUGUCGAGGGAGACAAUAUUGUCGCAGCAGCCUUAACAUACUGGGGAAACACUGGCAGUCCCGUGGCGGAAGAUCUUCCCUGGGCCAGCACCAUUGCAGUUGACGUGGGCGGUGUCACAUGCAUCUGUAUCAGCGUCGACGAAGCGGACAUGCGGAAUAAGCGAGAUGCCAUCAUGAUCAGACUUCUUGACAGCUGCAUUCAUAUUCUGGCCCAAAAAGGGAUGAAUAGCCUUCUUAUUGACGCUGUUAAAGGAGGAGACGAAGGCUUCCAAUCUAUGGGGUUCCAAAAGGUUGCAAAAUACAGAGAUGUAUGGCGAGACGUCUGAAACUUGCUCUGUACUGGAAGUCUCCGAAGAAGAGCAAUAUCCAGAAAGGUCUUGAGCCAGCAAGGCUGUGUGACGCCAGAACCGAUGCAAGUUUAGAUCC